AUGGACAGCACCUUCAAGCAGUACAAGAUCAUUUUGGCAAUGUUCUGUACAAUAGAAGAACUAAAGGCAUUGGUGGGUCGACGGAGCCGCCUCAAGGCCAUCAUCACAAGAAUUCUGGAUUGGUCGGAACGAACCCAAACUACAUCAACUACUGAGGUAGCCGCUCGGAUGGAUCACCUCCAGUCCGUGUGGAAGGAAUUUAAUGGAAUUGGGGAUUCCAUAGCCCUACUGGAAGAUGUGGACGGCUAUGUGGAUCCAGAGGUCGAUCAGAAACAAGCAUCAUUGUCAUUGACGGCAAUGGCGCCAUGGUUAGCUGCAAACCAGAGCAGUUCAAACUUGUCGAUGCCCGCUCGCAAUAAGGUGGCUGCUUCGGGUUUGACUUCGGGAAACAACACGACGGCAUUCGUGCAUGGCGGCGAAUUGCUAAAAAUUCAAAUAAAACGGUUCGCUGGACUCUACACAGAGUGGCCAGCUUUUCAGGAUAUCUAUGAGAGCACUAUACACAACAAAAGGGAGUUAACUAACACUCAAAAGUUUCAUCAUUUAAACGCACUGCUCAUCGAUGAUGCUGCCAACUUGGUGCGGCACCUGGCGAUAACUGACACGGCUUACAACACUGCUUGGGAACGCUUAAAGGAAAGAUAUAAUAGGCCACGCCAUAUUGUGAACUCAUUUUUGGAAAAAUUUAUGGGUCUACCAACGACAAACAAAAUUGAUGUGUCCAUCUUACGCAAGGUAUCAGAUGGCACAAAUGAGAUUGUUCGCGGUCUGGAUGCGAUCAAUCAAACAGGACGGGAUUGCUGGAUACAAUAUCUGGUAUUGGAAAAGCUUGACGCUGAUACACGGCGCAGGUGGAUUGAGCGCAGCAUGGGCAUUCAAUAA
Molecule: messenger RNA, 882 nt
Organism: Drosophila willistoni
Lineage: Eukaryota; Metazoa; Arthropoda; Insecta; Diptera; Drosophilidae
Exons: 3
Coding region: 1-882 (293 amino acids)
Source: RefSeq, a predicted model, not a curated record